AUGGCCCUCUACAACCCUUCUCCCCUUCUCAAAACUGCACUUUGCAUCUUUUUACUCUCAAUCUCUCUGGAAUAUUCUAGGGGGACCCGCAUCCUCACAGACACAACCCCAUUUUCAACCAACCAACACGACUCCACUGAUCCAAUAGACGACUCUGAUACCCCUGACGUGACCCCUCAAGUGGACCCCACCCCCACCGUCAUCACACCUGCACCACUCGUCAGUCCUUCCAUAACAACCCCAGCAGUAAAAAAUCCAAUUGUUGGCAAUGGUGUCACGACACCGGUGACAACACCCGCAGGUGGGUCUACAUCGGUUGUUGGAAUUGGUACUGGAAUUGUACCAGCAACCGGUGGAGCAGAUCAUCCAACGAUGAGUUUCUUUAUGCAUGACGUCAUCGGAGGGUCCCACGCUACCAGCAGGGUGGUCACCGGAAUCGUAGCCACCUCAAGCGCAAACACUGUUCCCUUUUCCACGCCCAACAGUCAAGUUUUUCCAAUCACCGGCGGAAUCCCACUCAACAACAUCAAUGGCAUAGUCAACAACAACAACCUCCCAUUCCUAGCCGGAUUCAACGGAAACAACCCUAACAACCCUAAUUCCAACAUUGUCCUACAAAACACCGGAAACAACAAUGUCGUAAACGGCGGAAACAACUUACCGUUUGUUGCCGCCGGUCAACUACCGGCCGGAAUCACCCUCCAACAACUCAUGUUUGGGUCAAUCACGGUCAUUGACAAUGAGUUGACCGAAGGACACGAGCUUGGAACCGGGGUGAUUGGAAGUGGACAAGGGUUUUACCUCGCGAGCUCGUUAGACGGGUCUAGUCAUACGUUUGCGCUUACAACAUUGUUCCAUGGUGGGGACCACGAGGUGGAUGACACGAUUAGUUUCUUUGGGGUCCACCGGACUGCUUCGGAAAUCUCGCAUAUUGCUGUCAUUGGUGGGACCGGAAAGUAUGAAGAGGCUAAAGGGUAUGCCACCAUUGAAAGUCUUCCUCAGGUGGAUGAACAUACCACUGAUGGCGUUGAGACCAUUGUUAAUGUCAAGGUCUACCUUACUACACCAUGA
Lactuca saligna is the source of this 1071-nucleotide messenger RNA. The record is from the annotation of a GenBank genome assembly. NCBI's taxonomy places the organism in Eukaryota, Viridiplantae, Streptophyta, Magnoliopsida, Asterales, Asteraceae.